UCAUUCAGUCAGUUCGUCACAACAAGAAAUCACAACACAAUGGGUCGCUUACUGGAGGUUAUCGCAUUCUUGGUGUUUUGCAACCUGGUCUACACAAUGCCUGUAUGGGACAACGAAGAGGAAGCGGAUUUCAGUCCGUCUUCAGUAGAGAUUAUCCGCCGCCGCUGCAGCUGUUCUGAUCAUCAUCAAAAGUGUGGCUGCUGCCUUCAAAUCAGGGCACCUGCAUUCCAAAAUUAUGAAGAAGCAGAUGUGUGUAUGAACUCGUCUUUUACCACGUCGCCAUUGGCGGUGGACUUUCUCAUGACGUGGAACAAACGUGAGGUUUUAAACCGCACCAUAUCAGAUUCCCGUCCACAGCCUCUAUGUUUUGACAUUCCUCUUCCGAAUUAUGGAAAGGCCUGCGUUAAAUUUACCAAGAAUACAAUCGAGAAAGAUCACAUUAGAUGGUGUGCAGCUCUGGAAUUUAAAUCGAAGCACAACGGAAGAGAUAUUCCUCUUGGCUGUUUCUUCUUCAGGGGUGAGGACGGGCAUGGAGUGGAAAUGGGAACCUUUCUGGAUCCUGUGUCGUUUAUUUCCUUACUGGAAGAUGUCUUUCAAGCAUCAAAGAAAAACCAGAUCGAUAGCACCAGUUCGCUGACUGGUCCAGCAUUGGAAACAUGGAAUGGUGACAAGAACGGAUGUCAGUGCUCAAAGUUUCCGCCUGAAUGUGAAUGCUCCCUCAGAAUCCAAAUAUUUGGAAUAAAAUUGGAAGCCUCUGUUAGUGCAAGCAUGGAUCCAGACGGAGGGGGAUUUGAUCUUAAAAUGGUUGUCAAUGGUCAUAUUAUUUUCGACCAAAAGAUAUCUGUUAAAAACCCACCACCAAUUUGCCACGACGUAACUGUUUUCGAUGUUACAUUGAAUGCGUGCAUUAAGCUCACUGAUGUCUCGCUGAAACCCAGUCACAUGGGCGCAUGCUUGGAAGUGGACGUAGACUCGUAUACCUUUCACCUGGGAUGUUUUUACAUGGCGACCUACAGGGAUCUGAGAAUCAUUCUGGUAGAAUAGAAUUAUUGUGCGCCAUACGCCUGACGGGUUAGAUAAGGCAGUUGCUGGAAGCACUUAGCCACUAUAUUCUCUUAGAUAAUGUGAACAAGUUGAGUAUUGUUAUUCCAGCUAGGAGUGACGACUUAAACAAUGAAAAUAAAAUGCAAUUUUGGUUUAAGUCAAUGCAGGGCCUAAUAAAUUAUGAAAAACUUGAAAUUUAAUCUGUAAGAUAAAAGUUUGGCAUCGAGAAUGUAUUCUUGACAGUGUAGGUUACUGUGAACGUAGAAAGACAAUAAAAGCUACGUUCAGUUGGUAUCCAUUC
Molecule: messenger RNA, 1345 nt
Organism: Pocillopora damicornis (cauliflower coral)
Lineage: Eukaryota; Metazoa; Cnidaria; Anthozoa; Scleractinia; Pocilloporidae
Source: RefSeq, a predicted model, not a curated record